AUGAAAGAAGCUGAUCGAAAACGCGCGUGGGGAACCCCGCUGCGCGGGGGAGAGCUGCAGGAACGACGAGAGCAGGAUAGACAUCAGCAUGCCGCACACCGAACAGAGCUUCCAGAGCAACAACGACAGCAUGAACGCGAGCUAAACCGUCAACAGCAUGCAUGUGGAGACCAACGCUACCGGAAGAAGACCGGGAAGCUGAACGUGAGUCGCAUCGUCAGCAACAUGCGUUUCGAAGAGCGGAGCUACCGGAACAAGAACUGGAAGAACAUGGAAAUGAACUCGAGAGACUGCGAACAAUACGCCAAUGUACCCGUCACGGCCACGCCCUUAUUCCCCAUGAAGACUUUGAUGCGACGAUGA
Phytophthora nicotianae INRA-310 is the source of this 363-nucleotide messenger RNA. RefSeq lists its product as hypothetical. The transcript has a single exon. The record is from RefSeq and is a predicted model, not a curated record. Lineage: Eukaryota; Oomycota; Peronosporomycetes; Peronosporales; Peronosporaceae. The coding region runs from base 1 to 363 and encodes 120 amino acids.